GACAGGAGGCACUUCAGGCAGAACCUGCACACCCGGCAGUGGGCCCAGCAGAUGCAAUUCCAGUUGAGGUUCCGGUGGCAGUGGAUGAGAAGCCCAAGGUUGUUGUGAAUGGUGUUAGCUUGGAUGAGGAUAGCACCAACAAACAGAUGCGAGAUGCUUGCAAAUUUCUUGAGCUGCCCACUUCUGGAGACAAGGGCAGGUUGUGGAAGCGUUUGGUCGCCUACUUCAUGCAGAAGGAGCACGAGGCAGCACUGGAGGCGGCUAAGGUUUUGUAUCGCGAAGCAGAGAGAGUUCCAGAGGCUCGACCAUUUGCAAAAGAGCCCACCGUUGAACAAAGAGCUCUGCAUAGCCUGACACACACCCCAAAGGCUGACUGGUGUGAUGCAUGUGUCAGUUGCAGAUCCAGAGAAGACAACCAUGGAGAGAGGGUUACAGAUGAGCCGAAACAAAGGCUAGUCUUUCAGUUGGAUUACAUGUUCAUGUCUGAUGACAAUUCCACUGAGCAGAAGGCUGGAUGUUUGACCUGCUUGGUGAUGGCGGAAUCUCAGUUUGGCAGUAUCUUGGCGAUUCCUUGCAAGCAGAAGGGUGCGAAGAGUCUAAAAUACUGUGUCGAAGAAAUUGUUCGCCAUACGAUGCUUUUCCAGGACCAAAGACCGAUUUUCAGGUCAGAUGGAGAGCCGGCAACAAGACAGCUUUUGCGGGCAAUACAGACAUGCAGGUCGAAGUUAGGGCUUGCAACUGAGGUUGACAUUGCAAAUUCGAAGCAGGCGAACGGCGCAGCAGAGAGAGCAGUCAGGACGUUGCGGCGUGGAGCUCUGACGCUGAUGCACCAGUUGGAGACGAAUUACCAAAUGAGACUUCCUGUCACACACAGGUUGACUGCAUGGGCACUCAGGCAUUGGUCGUGGCUGCACAACCGAUAUCACGUUCCUCAGCAUCGGGCACUGAAGCAAACUGCGUAUGAAGCCAUGUGUGGACAGCAGUAUCGCAACGGCAUUUGUGUUUUUGGGGAAGUUGUGAUUGCAAAACCCGAGCACUACCACAAGAAUCAAUCCUGGAAACCUUGUGUUUGGGUAGGUCGCUCAACCAGUUCUGACAGGAACAUUGUGCUCGAUGGAGGAGGAGCUCAUGAAGUUCGUACAGUACGGCGCAUCCCUGUCUGCUGGAGGCCAGAGGUUUUGCAACUAGCUAGAGGGAUGCCAUAUGACAACAAAGACAGUGCGAUCAAGACAACGUACAUUGGCGCACAGCCUGUUCGUAUUGCAGAUGCAGAGCGAGAUGCAAUAGGAGACGAAGCAGCUUCAGACCCUGAGAGUGUGGAUGAGCCUGGAGUGGAUAAGGUUGGAGAUGAGGUUGCUAUUGGUUUGGCGUUGGCGGUGAAGCCUGAGGGUAAGCAGCCCAUCGUUCCUGGAAGGGUACCUCCACCAAAGUCGGCUGCGGUUGCAAGCACUGCAGGUCCUCAGGAAAUGGUACCAGCCCCGGGCGCUCCACAGCUGUAUUCGUCAGUGCCUGAGACACCGGUAACGAGUUCCGCUGGAGCGGCAAGUUCCUCAGCACCGGCCCCAAUUAUUCCAUUGCAGCCCGGUGCGACACGUGAGGCUCCUGAGCCUGACGAGGAGUCUAUGAGGUCGCCUAAGGCAGCAAAGACAGCUAGCCCGAAGAAGGCUAGAACUGAAGCAGAUGUGAGGCAUGUUGAGAAGUAUCCUGAUGAAGAUGAAGGUGCAUUUGAUUUGAGUGAUUUGCAGUUUGAUGAGACUUUGGAUGCAUAUGAACCCGAACCUUGCUUGCGAGAAGAGAGACCGCCCGAGUUGGCACCAGAGGAGUUGAAAGCUUUGGAUAUUGUUUCAGACAGAAAAGAGAUUGAAAGACUCUUGAAGAUGGGCGUGAUGGUGCAAGUAAGCGAGGAGGAGGCCAAGGACCCCAAAUAUUCCUGGAUGUCCACAACAGUGGCUCGAGAUUGGCGUUGGAGGGAGCAGAGAUGGCAGAGGAGAAGUCGUCUAGUCGCUCGCGAUUACAAGGCCGUGGACCCUACAAGGGAAGGGCUCUUCAGCCCUGCUGCUGGCGUAAAUCUGGCACGGGUCAUUCCGUUUGUGGCCAUGAUGGAGCAGCAGCCCACGUAUGUUUUGGAUAUCAAGGACGCAUAUCUAAUGUGUGACCAGCCGCGGCCCGUGCUUAUUUCAGCGCCGAGUUUUCUUCCUGAGUUUGCUGGACAGAUCUGGGAGCUAAAGAAAUUGUUGCCAGGACAAAGAGAUGGUUCCAGUGUCUGGUUUGGCAAGGCACUAGGACUGCUUCGGGAGGCGGGGCUUGACAAUCUCCCUGAGGCGCCGAAUAUUUUCCGAGGCGUGGCUGAGAUGAGCAGUAUCAGAUUGACAAUUCAUGUGGAUGAUGUUUUGUUUUGCGGUUGCAAGGAGGAGGUGAACAGACUGCUGGAGGUUUUGGAGAAGGAUGUCACUUUGGUCGUGGAAGGUCCUUUCGAUCUGCCUGGCCAAGAGUACAAGUAUUUGAAGAAGCGAUACCAACUUACUGAAGAUGGGCUGGUGAUUCGACCUGACCGAAAGCAGCUGGAGAAAAUUGUGGAAUGUAUGCAGCAACAUGGCAGAGUGCGAGAAAGGCAAAUUCCCUGCACUCCAGAGAUAUCCGAGGUGGACAAUAGCGAGGCGUUGGACCCAUAUUUGCAUUCCAUUUUCAGGAGUGUAGUCGGACGGUUGCUGUAUGUGUACCCAGAACUGCCAACAGCCCAAUUUGCAAUCAUUCGGCUUGCAGGGAAAAUGUCGUGCCCGACGGUGAGAGAUUUCAAGCAUUUAGAGUAUUUGACUGGAUAUCUAAUUCAUGUCAUGGACUGGGGAAUCAAGUUUCAGCGUCGACCCUGGUCACAUUCAAUCAUGUAUGAGGGAGUUGCUGGAAAUGUGAAUCUUGAAGAAGCCAUAGUGGUUGAAUGCAUUUCGGAUUCAGAUUGGGCAGGUUGUAAAACACUGCGAAGGUCCACAAGCAGUGGGAUCAUAUGCGUAGGACAGAAUGUACUUUUUCAGUAUGUGAGAUCGCAGAGGACAACAGCACUCAGCUCUUGUGAGUCUGAGUACCUGGCCAUGGCAUCAGUGGUUAGCGAAGGAAUUUUGGUGGGAAAGGUUCUGAGCUUUCUCACUGGAAGAGAGCACAGCUUGGUUGCGAGGUGUGAUUCUUCCUCGGCCAGGUCUCUUGCGAUGCGAAGCGGUGUGGGUCGCAUCAGGCACCUCAGUGCCCGUGUGAUGUGGGUGCAAGAGUUGACAAGAUCUGGCUUACUCCAAGUCAGGUCAAUUCCAACACUGGUUAACCCAGCUGAUGUUGGGACGAAGCCGUUGACAGCCAAGAGGAUUGCGGUCCUGGCCAACUUGAUUGGCUUGGUUGACAAGGACGAGACGCCCCUGGGCAUUGAGGAAGCUCUCGAGGUGAAGGAAAAGAUGGAGCACAAGAAGCUCAUUCGCAUGGUGGUGAGAACAGCUGAGCAUGAAGCGCAUGAAGUUCGGCAGGUCACAGCAGGUGUACCCACUUCAGCUCGAACGAUGCUGAUGAGUAUUCUUUGCAGCUUGCUGGUGAGAGACUCUGCAGGACAGACAUGCGUCGAGCAUCAGGAGAAGCCUCAGAAGCCUUGGUUGGAGAGUUGGUUGUAUUGCUUGUAUGCAGUCGUGGUACUUGCAUUGCUGAGCUUGAUUUUGUGCUUGCUUGUGAAGUUGGACAAGAAAGUGGAGAUGCAGACCAGCGCAGUUGCUAAAGCUCUCCAAAGGCGUUCGGACAGCUUCAGCCCCGAGCCCUCUUGGGAACAGAGCGGUUUGGUGUCUCCAGGUUCUGGAGAUCGAGCUCAACAACUUGAACCGGUUUCUGGUAAGUUCAAGGAAGCAGCUAUUGCCGGAGUUGAGUACCGGCCUGAGCACCCGCAAGAUGAGACUUCCGAAGAUGAGUUCUCAGAGGACUCUGUGAUUCGUCGGUUGCGUGAGGAUGACGGCAUAGACCACAACACAGGUGAGGGAAUUCCACCUCCCUGGGAUGGUUCACCAAGUGAGCCAAUGCCGGAUUGGGUGCGGGAAAUGAGGGACAGAACUUUUGCAGAGGACGCCAAAUCUGCGCGUGAUGCUUCUGGAGAUGGUGUGAAGGAAGUGCGCAAUGCGGAUGGCGAGACAGAUGGAAGCAAUUUUGUUCUGUGAAAGCAGAUGCCGAAGGCUUGGGUCAAUGACAGAAGCCGCAGGAGGAAAAGAUGCAAAUUUGUUUUCACUGCAGAUUUGGAGUUUGCAGAUGAGACGUUUUUCCUUUUCCAGAUGUGCAAUCUGGCAAGUCGCCAGAUGCGGAUUUCUUUCCAGAGUGAGCCCAAUGGGCAUGAGAGGCGGAUGUACAGAAAGCCUGUUGAAAGGCAAAAGCAGGUUCCUGAAAGGAACGCUCUUUUGAGGCGGGGUGACAAUUGUUUGUGAACCCCUACAUGUACCCUAGGUAGGUGCGUAUAUACCCCAGGACACUGUAUAGGGACUCCCUAAGUUUUCAUGUCCUGUUUUCAUGUUUGCAUGACAGAAGAGUUGUCAUUGCUUGGUACACAUGUACCUUCUCGGCCUUAUGGCUAUGUAUCUGAGCCUUUCGGCCCCGGAG
Messenger RNA from Effrenium voratum, 4611 nucleotides. The record is from the annotation of a GenBank genome assembly. Lineage: Eukaryota; Dinophyceae; Suessiales; Symbiodiniaceae.